Puntigrus tetrazona (Sumatra barb) is the source of this 7540-nucleotide messenger RNA. RefSeq names its product alsin Rho guanine nucleotide exchange factor ALS2 a (gene als2a). Lineage: Eukaryota; Metazoa; Chordata; Actinopteri; Cypriniformes; Cyprinidae. The record is from RefSeq and is a predicted model, not a curated record. The transcript has 34 exons. Gene Ontology annotation, molecular function: guanyl-nucleotide exchange factor activity. Bases 174 to 5222 code for a protein of 1682 amino acids.
CUUCCGUAAGCUACGGGAUGCUGUGUUUUACUGAAAACUGCGUGCAUAGUUUUGUAUAUACGCCUGUUGAACUCAAUCGAAAGUAGCGACUUUCUAUUUUCUUUGGGCGGUUUUAAUUAGUCAGAAGUGCUUAUGCUGGGGUGGCUGUCACGUCGUGUGAAAUGGAUUAAACCAUGCUGAUGGAGGAAAAGAGCAGCUCUGGAGAAGAGGAGGGCUCUAGAGAGAAAGGUGCGCUCUACAGAUGGCAGGGCUACUUCAGCAGGGUGACCCCAGAGAGACUGCUGCUGUCCAGGCCAGUGCUUCAUGCUGCACUGGGGACUUUACAUGGGCUUCUGCUGACAGAAGAUGGGCUUGUGUAUAGUUUUGGCGAGCAGCCGUGGAAGCGAGUCGAAUCUCAGCCUGCCGGCCCUGUUGUAGAGAGCGCCCUGAGCGGUCAGCGUGUGAUCUCGGUGUCAGCGGGCAGCUAUCACUGUUCUGCUGUGACUGAAGAUGGCCUCAUCCACAUGUGGGGGGAGAACUCUCAUGGCCAGUGUGGCGUCUCUGGGACAGACCAGGUACCCAGUCCCUUUCCUGUUAAUGUGGUAGAUGGCGAAACCCGUCCUCCGCAACUGGUCCGAGUCUUGAAUGUGGCCUGCGGGGCGCAGCACACCCUGGCCCUGUCAAGAAAGCAUGAGGUGUGGGCCUGGGGUAGUGGCUGCCAGCUGGGACUUGUCACCAGUGUAUUCCCCGUAUGGAAACCCCAGAAGGUGGAGCAUCUCGUGGGAAGAUACGUGGUCCAGAUCGCUUGUGGUGGGUUCCACAGCCUGGCUCUGGUUCAGAUUCUUUCUCCCCCUGAGGACAGCCAGCAAGCUCGGGAUAGAUGUGGGCAGUGUAAGCAGAGCCUGUACACCAUGACUGACAAGGAUGACCAUGUUGUUAUCUCUGAUGAUCAUUACUGCCCACUUGGAGUGGAACUGACUGAUUCUAAAGAAGGUCGAAGGUCAGGACAGAGUUCUCCAGCUCAGACACCACAAAACAAAAACUCCUCACCCCAGUUUGAAGCAUCUCCGUUGACCUUGAUUUGCGAAGGCCUGGGUUCUUCAGUUGGAUCUCAGCAAAAUACAAGUCAAGAGGCUCAACCAGUCCCCGCUGUAUCUGCAACCGGACAUGCACGUCUGCGACGAACCAAAAGCAGUCCUUACCCUGAUGAGCAAGCUCUGACCGACUACCUCAAAAGAAUUUCGGACCAGACCCUCGCUGAGCAGGCCGAGGCCUCGUCUUUGGGAGGUUCCCAUCCUCCGAGCCGUCAGUCCUCACUAACAUGUCCUUUCCAAUCAGACCAAAGUGAUGAGCUUACACCUCUUCCCUCUUCACCAGCACUGAGUAGGACUGAUAUUAGAUACCGACAGCGCUGUACGUCAGAUACUGUCACAGACCGGAAACACUCUCUCCAUUUAAUACCAACACUGGAUUCCACCUCUGAUGAUUCUUCACAGCACUCAAGUGUGGAUGGAGGCGUUUGCAUCAGUGACCUCGUGAUUAGCAAUGGAUGUUUGUUUGAGUCCUGUGAGGAGGGAGGAGAGGCAGCUGGGAUGGACUUCUAUCUGGCAGAUCCUCUUCAAGGCAAGAAGAGCACCAGUCUGACGGACAUCACGUUAGAGGAUGCUGAAGCACGUUAUCGCAGAGGGUCUUUACCUGGCUUCUCUCCAGUUUCAGUGUCACCUUCUGGCAGUCAUCGAUCCAACCGUUUAAAAGCUGUAGUAGGUGCCACGUCUAGCACUUCUACCUCAGAAUCCAGAAAUCUCCUUCCUUCACUCUUCACGGAGGUGUGGAGUUGGGGGAGGGGCCAGGAAGGUCAGCUAGGUCAUGGAGACUAUUUGCCAAGGUUACAGCCUCUCUGCAUCAAGAGCUUAAGUAAAAAGGAAGUUGUCAAGAUCACUGCUGGAGCAAAUCAUUCAUUGGCACUGACAGCUCAAUGCCAGGUUUAUUCCUGGGGAAGUGAUAAAUUUGGACAGCUGGGUCGUAUAAACGCUCCUAGCACGGUUCCCAAUCUCAUCACGAUCUCUGAGGGUAUCCGUGUGUGGGACCUGGCUGCAGGGCAAACACACACUUUGCUGCUGGCUGAUGGAGACUGUUAUCAGCCCAUACUGUACUACAGCGGAGAGCAGGUGCUGGAGAACGCUGACAGCGCUCCCCAUCUCUCUGGGACCUACACCCAGACGCCUACCCUUCUGCCCUUCUGCAUGAAUAUUGGCUAUGUGAGUAAAGUGUUUGGGGGAGGACUAAAUUGUUUGGCUUUGGCCGAUCAAAAUGCAAUGGGUUUCAUAUCUACAAUCCAUGAACUGGCUUCGGCGGAGAGGAAAUUCUACUGCACCCUCAGUAAGAUGAAGAGCGAAAUCCUGAGACCCCUUCUAGGCCGGGCGAGUUUGGCCUUGUCGCUGGGUCAGUCCUCCAUGUUGCUGUUUCAAGAGAUGGCUGGUAGUUUCAGCAAGCUUUGCCAUCUCACAGGACAGCACUCCGUAUCCCUCACCAACUUCCUGCAGCGAGGCAAAGUGAUCAAAACACUGGUGUUGAUCAAGAACACAGACAUUUUUAUGGACACGUAUAAAGAAUACAGCGAUCCAGUAGGAAACUUUCUUGUUAUGGGAGGAUUCCAGUCAUUGCUGAAGCCCUCACAAGAAUGCUUUGGGAGGAAACUGGAGUCGAUACAGACUCUGCUAGAGCCCAAGGAGAAGAAUGCAUCGCCCUACGAUCUGUUAGUCAGCUUGUUUUAUAUGCCCUUGCAGCACCUGCAUGGGUACAACAGAUUACUUCUGAAACUAGCCCACUGCUUCGAAGUGAACACAGAGGAAUAUGAUUGGAUUCAAAAUGGCUGCUCUAAAUACGAAGCUUUAGCUCGCCUUGUCAGCAAGCAGAGAAGAGAUGCCGAGGCCACUUUCAAUUUCUGGAAGAACUUCAAAGGGAAGAAUUCGGAAUCCCUGCGUAAGCCGUCUCGUCGCCUGGUUUGUGAGAGCAGUAAUAAAACUCUGACGUUACAGAACGCUGGAAGAUUCUCUGCCAGCUGGUUCAUCCUCUUCAGCGAUGUGCUGGUUCACGCACAGGGCACUAUUCCAUCAAAGAAGCUUUUCUCAUCUCAUUACAUUUAUCCUCUUGCUACACUCUGGGUGGAGCCCAUCUCAGACGAAAGUGUGGGCCAACAUGGACUUAAGCUGACCACACCUGAAGAUAGCUUUGUUGUUCUGGCAACAUCCCCUUUAGAAAAGGGGAAGUGGCUGAGAGCCAUUAAUCAGGCCAUUGAGGACGUACUUGCUCUAGGCCUGAAUGGAAGCACACGUGUGUCUAGAAGCAGCCAGAAAGGUGAACCUCCAGUGUCACGCACGUCUACCUUCACCUUCAGCAAAGAGGGCCGACUCAAAGAUGCCACUUACGAGGGCCGCUGGUUGUCAGGCAGACCUCACGGCAAAGGGACUCUGAAGUGGCCAGAUGGGACAGUUUACUGUGGAACAUUUAAGAACGGGUUGGAGGAUGGAUUUGGAGAUUUUAUGACCCCCAACACAACCUUAAACAAAUUUGAGCGUUACCAAGGUCACUGGAAGGAAGGGAAAAUACAUGGCUUUGGCACAUUUUGGUAUGCUUCAGGGGAAGUAUACGAGGGCUCAUUCAGAGACAAUGUGUGUCAUGGUCAUGGCAUGUUACGGAGUGGAAAGUUAGCCUCUCCUUCUUCCAGUAGUGUGUUUGUGGGCCAGUGGGUUCAAGGGAAGAGAACGGGCUAUGGAGUGUGCGAUGACUUCAGCAGAGGAGAGAAAUACAUGGGAAUGUGGCUUGAUGACCAGCGACAUGGAGUCGGAGUCGUUAUAACUCAGUUUGGAUUGUAUUAUGAAGGAAACUUCUGUAAUAACAAGAUGACGGGCAAUGGGAUUCUUCUCUGUGAUGAUGACACGGUGUUUGAGGGCGAUUUUUCAGAGGACUGGACUCUGUGCGGAAAGGGCGUUCUGUUCAUGCCUAAUGGUGACUCUUUGGAUGGGGUCUUUGACGGUCACUGGGGAGCCGGUCUGAGAGUGGCUGGAACUUUUACAAAACCCUUUGAAGCUUUGAGGAUAGAAAGAAUGAUACCCGUGGCUGGUCAACACGCGGUGCCUGCAGAAGAAAAGUGGAAGGCAGUGUUUGAUGAGUGCUGGAGUCGAUUAGGCUGUGAAGCUCCUGGUGAGGGAGUGCACGACAAAGCCUGGGAGAAUAUCGCAAUCGCCCUCACUGCCAGACGCAGACAACAGAGAUAUCGUCCAGAGGAGCUGAGCCGAUCUCAAACUAAGAUGCUGGAGAGUCUUGAAGUGAUUCCUCAACAUGUGGGCCCUGUUACCGCUGACUCCUACAACAACAUCCGUCGGUACCUCUUGAAGGCCUGUGAUACCCCUCAUCACCCUCUGGGCUGGCUGCUGGAGACCCUUGUGACUGUGUACAGGAUGACCUAUGUUGGUGUGGGCUCAAAUAGACGCCUCUUACAGCAGGCAGUGGAGGAGAUCCAGUCGUAUCUAACACGCAUAUUUCAAAUAGUCAGGUUUCUGUUUCCUGGUCUCCCUGAGGAUGGAGGUUUUAUUUUGGAUUCUUCCAGCUCCUCAGAUGAGGGCACAGAGUCUCUUAACAGCAGUACACAUUCAGAAACACCACAGCAGGGUUGGUUAGUGAGCAGCUCAAGUCUUCUCCUGCCGGUGUUGCUGCCGAGGCUUUACCCUCCUCUCUUCACUCUCUACACACUAGAGAAAGAGAGAGAGGAGGAGGUGUACUGGAACUGUGUGUUAAGACUCAACAAGCAGCCCGAUCUUGCUCUUCUAGCCUUCCUUGGAGUACAUCAAAAGUUCUGCCCAGUUUCUAUCUCUGUAUUGGGAGAGAAAAAGCAGGUCUUGCCUAGUACUAAAGAUGCCUGUUUCGCCACUGCUGUUGAAUCCCUGCAACAGAUCAGCACAGCAUUCACUCCCUCAGACAAGUUGCAGGUGAUACAGCUGACCUUCGAGGAGAUCACCCAGGACAUGCAGGCCCUGCUUGGGCAAGAUUUUCUGUGGUGCAUGGAUGACCUCUUUCCAAUCUUCCUCUAUGUGGUGCUCCGUGCACGGAUCAGAAACCUGGGCUCUGAAGUGAAUCUGAUAGAAGACCUUACAGACUCCAGUCUACAGCUGGGACAGCUUGGAUUCAUGCUGACAACUCUCAAAGCUUGCUACAACCAGAUUCAGCUUGAGAAGACGACAUAGGAGGGGUUGGUUUGUGAGCUUUGCCAACUUGCGCACAGUCUUACGGAGUAGAUGCCAUUUAAAUAGACACGGAUUACAGGUCAUGUCAAGAUGCGCUCCUUCAGGUCUCAAAAAAUAAGCUCACUUUCCACUCAUCUCUUUUAAGCACUGUUGUCAGAGAUGACUUCAGUUAUUAUAACUAAUGAGACUCUCACGUUGACCAUCUAACUGACGGUUAGGUAACCCUUGAAGAAAUUUCAACAUCUACAUUCUCACGCCAUGCUUUAUUGAAGAUAAACACUUCACAUGUUUCAAGAUUAGUACAUAUAAUUUCAGUGAUAACUGACACUCGUUACUAUGUAUAUGAUAACUAUAUAUAAUAUCUUUAGCUUAUGUAUUGAUACUCAAAUAUGAGUACUUAUCAGUGCUUACACAAAAAAAAAACAGUAAGGGUUUUUGAAUGAAUUAUCUCAGAUUGACAGCAACUUGAACAAAUACAUUUACCCUGUAUAGAAAUGCAGUAAUGAACUAAAACCACCCUUAUUAUUUAAGCAAAAGCAAUAAAUGUCAAAUAUUUUGCUAUAGAAGACACCUACCUAAACUACUGUUGAAACAUUUGGGGUCAGUAAGUUUUUGUUGUUGUUGUUGUUGUUGUUGUUUUUGUUAAAGUCUCUUACACUUAACAAGGCAGCAAUAUAUAGCAAAAAAAAAAAACAAUUAUGUUAUUUUAAUUUAAAAAUAACUUUUCUGUUAUGUAGUUUAUUACUGCUAUGCAAAGCUGAAUUUUCAUUACUCCAGUCUUUAGUGCCACAUGAUCAUUCAGAAAUCAUUUUAAUAUGCUGAUUUAUUAUUUUGAGUGAAAACAAUUAUGCUGUUUAAUACUUUUGUAGAAAGCAUGACACUUUUUUGUAACAUUUUUGAUAAAUACGAAGUUCAAAAGAAUAGCAUUUUUCUGGAAAUAUAAAUCUUGUUGUGCAUUUAUACUGUUUUAGACACUUUUUUUUAAUCAGUGACUUUGCAUCCUUGCUGAAUUAAAAGUUCUUACUAACCCCAAACAUUUGAACAGUAGUGUGCAUAAAUGAUCCUUUUUAAGGGACUUCAUUAUCACUGGCUUUCACUAAAAUGAGUCGGGCUUUUGAGUGCUUUUUAAAAGAGAGGUGGUAUUCAAGAACAGCAGCUUCUUUUCUAUUUUGUUCAUGUGUGCUGUUGUAAAGUAAUAGCAUCAGGUUUUAGAAAACAUAAGCUGUUACUGCAAAAGCUUUGAAAAUAGUUACUGUCUUCCAUCUGAAAAAAGUUCAUAAUGCUGCAUCCCAAGUAAUUAGUAGUUGUUGUUUUUUACUGGGUUACUGGUUGUGUUGCCAUUUUGCACAUUACACAGGUUUGCAGUGUUUUUAAAUAAAUGUAAAAUCUUGCGGAUGCGAUGUAGGUAUUAUAAACUGCAAGUAGAGAUUUUCAACUUAAUAGUGUUAUUGAAGACCCAGCAUGUAAAGUCAGCUGUUUCCGUUUCAGCAUGAUGUGCUGAAGCUUUUCACUGUAUGAAAUUUGAUUUAGUUGUAAUUACACUAUCAAGCUGUACCUGAGUGAAUUCAAGAUAUAUCUUUCUAAUACACUGAAGACUAAGGGGUUUUUUAUGACUGAAAAUGUGGCAAUCAACACUAUGGAAUAAGGGAAUAAAAAUAGAAAUGGAAGGGCCCUUAAAGGACCUCUGCAUUUAGUAUUUUGCACUGGGAAAAGGUAGCAAUAACCUUCACAUUCUGCUUUCUUCACAAAUGUCUUCAUGAAUCUGUGUGUGAUCCUAUAAAUGCGUCUUUUGUACAUUAUUUGAACAUGCACUGAAAGAGUUUUGCUGAUUGUUGUGGUUGGAUGAUGUUCAUUUUUAAUAACCGAUUGCCUAAAUCUAGAGGAUGGUUCAAUGUUUAUAUACAGUAUAUGACUUGCUAAUAAGAAAUGAAAAAAACUACUUUAUAGACUACAUUUCUCAAAAUUAUUUUUGUAAAUCUUUGAAAAUCAAAAAAACCCCAAAAACCAGCCAAUUGUUUUGCUAAUUAUGGUAUUGUCUGAUUAACCAUUCUCCCAAUAUUACAGUUUGUCACUAGUCAAGUCAUUGUCAUUGGCUAAGGAUUGCUUAUGAAGGUCAUAAAGACUACCACACCGUUACUGUUAAAUAUAAAGGCUUUUUUUUAAAGAAGGUUACUGGUUUUAAUAAAUUACUGUAAUUGUUGGUCUAAAUGUUACUGUCAUCUUAAAAAUGAAUUUGCAAUGGAAGUCAAUAAAAGAAAUGAUUGAACUGUUUUCUGCCAGACUACUUUUACUACUUAAAAUAAAAAUGGCAUAACUAG